Molecule: messenger RNA, 4974 nt
Organism: Lethenteron reissneri (Far Eastern brook lamprey)
Lineage: Eukaryota; Metazoa; Chordata; Hyperoartia; Petromyzontiformes; Petromyzontidae
Product: klotho-like
Biological process (GO): carbohydrate metabolic process
Molecular function (GO): hydrolase activity, hydrolyzing O-glycosyl compounds
Source: RefSeq, a predicted model, not a curated record
GUUGUCGGAAUAAAGGCAGCAGUAGCAUGAGCACCGGCUAUAAUUUUUGAACCGGUCCACGAAAAAACAUAAAAUCGCCAGGAACCUUUAAUUUUUUUUGCCAGCGAUGGCCACUCUGCUUUGGAUUUUGAUUCUGCACUCAGUCUCCCACGUCGUCGAGGCGCGGGCGGGCGACGGGAAGAGGGUGUGGGACACCUUCCUCAACAUGUCCUAUCCAGACGGGCGGCUUCUGCUGCCCGACGAGGGCUUCCCUCCCGGUUUCAUCUGGGCGACUGGGACGUCGGCCUACCAGGUGGAAGGCGCGUGGAGGACCCACGGCAAGGGCCCGUCCGUGUGGGACACCUUCACCCACGCCCGGCACGGCCCGUCGGGCGACGUGACCAGCGACAGCUACCACCACCUGGACGGCGACCUGGAGGCGCUGAGGUUCCUCGGCGUCUCCCACUACCGCUUCUCCGUCGCCUGGACCCGCAUCUUCCCGGGCGGCGUGGCGGGGCGGCCCCGCGAGCAAGGCGUGCGGUUCUACGACGGGCUCAUCCGGCGUCUCCUGGCGGCCGGUGUCCAACCCGUGGUGACGCUCUUCCACUGGGACCUCCCGCAGGCGCUGCAGGACGCGGGCGGCUGGCAGAACGAAAGCGUCGUCGACGCCUUCGCCGACUACGCCGCCUUCUGCUUCGAGGAGUUCGGAGACCGCGUCAAGCUGUGGAUCACGGUGAACAACCCCUACGCGGUGGCGAUGCACGGCUACGGCAGCGGGCUGCACGCGCCCGGCGUCUCGGGCUCACACCGAGCCCCCUACCUCGUCGCCCACAACCUCAUUAAGGCGCACGCCCGCGCGUGGCACGUGUACCACGCGCGGUUCCGCCACCGGCAGCGCGGCCGGGUGACCAUCGCGCUCGGCUCGCACUGGGUCCAGCCACAGGGGGCUGGCAGACCGCCCUCCGCGGCCGAAACGGAUGCCUGCCAACGCUCCGUCGAGGCUUCCCUGGGCUGGUUCGCGUCCCCCAUAUUCGGCGACGGGCGCUACCCGCGCUCGCUCCGGAGCGCCUAUGGCACACGCUGCCCUGAGUUUGGCGAGAGCGAGCGGCGCGCCGUGCGUGGCACGGCCGACCUCUUCGCGCUCUCCUUCGGGCCGGAUAACUUCGUGGGCGUCGAGGCGAAGGCGCGGUUCGGCCAGCGGCUGUCGCUGGGGCUCAGGGAGGUGCUCAACUGGGUGCGCGCGGAGUACGACGACCCCGAGGUGCUCGUCGUGGAGGCGGGUUGGCUUGUGAAGGCGCACGUCGGGCUCGACGACACCGCGUCCAUGCACGUGCACAAGAGCUUCAUCGGCGAAAGCCUCAAAGCCAUGCACUGGGAUGGAGUGAGGCUUGUCGGCUACACGGCCUGGUCACUCGUCGACGGCUUCGAGUGGCGCUCCGGCUUCUCCAUUCGCAGGGGCCUCUUCCACGUCGACUUCUCCAGCGAAGAUAAGCGGCGGUGGCCCAAGAGUUCCGCGCACUUCUACCGGCAAGCCGUGGCCAGCAAUGGCCUGCCGGCGUCCGAGGAGAGGGCCUUCGCCAACGGCACGUUCCCCUGCGACUUCCUGUGGGGAGUCAGUGACGGCGUUGUGCAGGUCGAGGCGCCGCCAGUGUCGCCGCAGUUCAGCGAUGGCGCCGUGUACAGAUGGAACCGCGGGGGCGACGGCAAGCUGCAGCGCGUUGCCGCACUCACGGCCACGCGCCGCCGAUCCGAGUGCCCAGACUACCCCGGUAUCAGGGAACGGAUCUCCCUGCUCAAGAAACUCCAGGUCAAUGCCUACCGUUUCUCGUUCAACUGGAGUCUCAUCGCCACGGGCGAAGGUGCCACCAACUCCUCUGCCCUUGAGUACUACAGGUGCUAUGCCAAGGAGCUGCACCGAGCGGGUAUCGCCGUGGUUGCCGUGCUCUACCACCCGGCGCACCACCACUCGGGCCUGCCGGCCGCGGUUGCGCAGUAUGGCGGCUGGCUCAACGCAUCGACGGCACCGGCGUUCGCCGCCUAUGCCCGCCGCUGCUUCGCGCAUCUCGGGGCCCAUGUGAAGACUUGGAUCACGGUCAACGAGCCGGGCAAUGUACGGCUGCUUGACGGGCUCCGGGGCCACGAUGGGAUGGCUUACGCCGCGGCCCACAACCUGCUGCGAGCCCAUGCAGCUGCCUGGCACAUCUAUGACAGUGAGUUCCGCGGCAGGUACGGGGGUCGCGUGUCCAUUGCGCUGCGGGCCGACUGGGCCGAGCCGGCGAACCCGUUCGCUGCGGCUGAUACCGCGGCCGCGGAGCGUGCCCUCGUCUUCCAGACCGCAUGGUUCGCUGACCCUGUGUUUCGCACGGGAUUCUACCCCACGGAGAUGAGAUCCUGGCUGGAGGAACGGCUAAGGCGGAGAGGGAGCCACGGCAGCGGCGGCGAAGCGACGCACCUGCCGAGUUUCACGGAGCAGGAGGCCGGUUUCGUGCGGGGCACGGGCGAUUUUCUGGCGCUCAGCCACUUCACGGCGAGGCUGGUGCGGCACGAGCAGCGCAAUGGGUCGGGGUACGAGGCUGAUCAGGAAGUCCGCUCAUCGGCGGACGCCACCUGGCCACGGUCGCCCUCCGGGGCAGCGAUUUUUCCACAAGGCAUCAGGAAGGCCCUCCACUGGAUUGCGAGAAGGUACGGGCAGUCGCUGCCCAUCUACAUGAUCGCCAACGGGGUGGUGGACAGAGCUGCACUGCACGACGAUGCACGGACCUACUACCACCAGAGCUACAUCAACGAGGUGUUGAAAGCCCGAGAUCUGGACGGCGUGAACGUGACUGCGUACUUCGCGUGGGCCUUCCGUGACCGCUUCCUGCCUGAGGUCGGCUUCUUCAGCUCGGCACAGAGCGGCAGCGAGGCCAAGCAUUCGGCCAUGGCGCUCGCUUCCAUCGUCCGCCAACGAGGAUUCCCCGGCGACGCCAAUGAUGGCGCCGUGUCCACCCGCCCCUGUGAAGGCCUCGUUGUAGCGUCCACUAAUUCCUCCUCCUCCUGUGUGCCGUGCGAGUUUAUUCUGCAGCGGAAGCCGCUACUGGCGUUUGUGGCCGUGACACUCGUGCUGGUCGUUUGUUUUGCGAGCACCGCAGCCACCCUGCGCUGGUGCCGAUCCGGCAGGCCCCCUCGCCAUAGCACUGAUGCCGUCAGCCAGCACCGGCGAUUUGCUCUCCAUGUAGAGGGCAUAGAUGGUGACACAUAGGGGAGCUGUUUCACGAGUUGCCGUGGCGAUGACAACGAGCUCCCGAGGCGGCUGCAACUCCUGACCGGCAUCAUUAUCAUCGUUGUCAGCCGGGGUCAACCCGCUGCUGGAUGAAAGCCUCGCCAAGCUGCUGCCACCACUCAUGAUUCCUGUCAUGUAAUAAUCCACCCAGCAUCCACUGCACACGAGUUGAUUUUAUCGUUCCGUCUCCUCGGUUAGCGUCCUCUUGGUUGCGUUCCAUUCCGUGGCUGCAGCUCCGAUGUUAUUCUUGAAUACCGGACAUCACGAAUUGUAGAUUCUAUGUCAUGUAAAAUACAGUACGGAGUAAUUUUAUAAUAAAUGACUCAUGAUAGAUUUUCUGGAUCUUAAUGUAUCACUUAUAUCAAUAGUUUACUCAUUGUACGUGAAGUUCGGUGUAACUCUUAAUUAGCUGGGUGGUGGUGGUGGACAUCUACAUUCCGGCACUUUGGUGGCAGUGAGGGUUGGUGGAUCCCACACAGAUGUUAUGAAAUUCUAUUUUAUUGGGCUCGCCAGAGAAGGCAGUACAGGUAUCCUUUAACAGACAGCUGAUAAGCUGCGCAGCGCCACAGGUGGCGCUAUGGCCACGGAGGAGAAACACUGCACUACAAAAUAUGUAAAUCCGUUUUGCGGACCCGCGCUUACCCGUGGAUAUUCUAAUUUCCAGGUCAUGUUUGGUACAUUGGUAUACAAGUAAGCAACCGUGUAUACAAAAUCACAUAGAUGGCAAGUCCGUGGUGGGCAAGGGAAUGCUGUACAGCAAAAUGUGGACUCAGUCUGUACUAUCUGUAUUGGAUACAUUGGUGCCUUCUCGCAUGCAUGGGUCUUCUUCAGGUGGUUCAUUUUCCUCCCACAUGUGCAAAUACUCAUUAAUUGGCUGAAAACACUUUAAUAUAUAGAGGACCGCAUAGCUUGGGCAAUUGUUGGUAUGGGCUCAGUGCUUGGCUGCCUUCCUGCUUUACAGAAGUUCCUUGUGCCUCUGAGCCAUAGCAAAUACAGUGCACAUUACAAGUUGAAAUAAAAUAAUAGGUUUAAACAUUAAUGAAAGAAUUGUCAAAUAAUAAUUAUGUCGAAUUGACUGCAGGAUGAGGGAUUUCUAGUUUUGUGUCAGCCAUGGGGGUUGUUUAAGCAUACUUCACCCCCUGUCCAGUGAGCAUUUGCGAAGCAGUAAGCACGCAGGCAUGGAUCAGAUAUCACUGGCCUCUGGGGUUAGCCAUGGCCCGGAAUCAAACUUGUCAUCAGGUUUAUAGCGCAAUGCGAAAGCCACUGGACCAUCCUCCACCGCUAUCGUCGUAAUGAGUAUUGUCAUAAUAUAGGCUCUGAUCAUGUGUAACCUUCCCCACAAUUCCCACACUUCUGCUCAACUUUUCCAUCUUCACUGGCUCCAAGUCUACUAUUGCUGUCUUUAAAACAGUUCACUUUAUCUUACUAUGUCCCAUCCCAUCAUUUAAGAUCCCAACCAUUCUCGCUUUUGUUUCUUUUCCCUUCUUGCACCCCUUCACUGGAACAAACUCCCACUGUGCAUUAAACAAUCAUCUACACUAUAACCUGCUUCUGUUUUUCCCUUAAAACAACUCCCAUCUCUUCUUCGUUGCCUAUUCUACUACUACUCCCUGCCCUCAUCUACGACCAGACCUACCCCAGACCGUAUCACUACCUUAACCCCUCCUAAACCACUCCUAUCUGUUCUCCUUACUGACAAUAGCUACACUCUUGAUUUGAAGCUUUCGUGACUG